Molecule: messenger RNA, 523 nt
Organism: Strongylus vulgaris
Lineage: Eukaryota; Metazoa; Nematoda; Chromadorea; Rhabditida; Strongylidae
Source: the annotation of a GenBank genome assembly
CAUUAAUUUUAAUUUGAUUUUCAGAGCUCAUCUUUUUUGAGACUCUAAUUUUCAGUAUGUGUUCCCUUUCGCAACAAAAGUUAAAGUGGAAAUUACAUUUUUGGAUGUAUCAAUACCAGGCUAUCCCACGCAUAGGUGUUGUCAUUAUCACUGGAUGGAUUGGCCUGAUCGAGGAGUUCCACCUGCGGACAUUGCACCUCUUUAUCUACUACAUAACUUCGAAACCACUAAGGCCCCAAUUAUUAUUCAUUGUUCGGCGGGAAUAGGAAGGACGGGUUCUAUUGUAUUACUACAACAUGCAAUGGAAAUUUUACAAAAUGGAGGGAUUUUAGAAGAAAUGCCUGUUUACUUGAAGCAGCUCAGAACUCAACGCAAUAAUAGCAUACAAACGGAUCAACAGUACUUAUACGUACACCAAGUGUUACUCACUUACUUUCGUCAGAAUGGUUUCAUUCCUGAUUGCUUAAAAUUGCUUAUGGAUGCUUUUACAUCAGAAUACAACUCAGCAACAAGCGGAUUUUAA